Molecule: messenger RNA, 3358 nt
Organism: Pterocles gutturalis (yellow-throated sandgrouse)
Lineage: Eukaryota; Metazoa; Chordata; Aves; Pterocliformes; Pteroclidae
Product: talin-2
Exons: 25
Biological process (GO): cell-cell adhesion
Cellular component (GO): focal adhesion; cytoskeleton; plasma membrane
Molecular function (GO): actin binding; structural constituent of cytoskeleton; integrin binding
Source: RefSeq, a predicted model, not a curated record
AUGGUAGCUCUUUCCUUGAAGAUCUGUGUCCGCCAAUGCAAUGUAGUGAAGACGAUGCAGUUUGAACCAUCCACUGCAGUAUAUGAUGCCUGUAGAGUUAUUCGUGAACGAGUGCCAGAGGCUCAAACAGGGCAAGCCUCUGACUAUGGAUUGUUUUUAUCAGAUGAAGAUCCUCGAAAAGGUAUAUGGCUGGAGGCUGGAAGAACCCUGGAUUAUUACAUGCUGAGAAAUGGGGAUAUACUGGAGUACAAAAAGAAACAGAGACCUCAGAAAAUACGUAUGCUGGAUGGUUCAGUGAAAACAGUCAUGGUGGAUGAUUCUAAAACAGUUGGUGAAUUGCUGGUUACAAUUUGCAGCAGGAUAGGAAUAACAAAUUAUGAGGAAUAUUCAUUAAUCCAGGAGGGCAUUGAGGAGAAGAAAGAAGAGAGUACAGGAACGCUUAAGAAAGAUAGGACAUUGCUGCGUGACGAAAGAAAAAUGGAAAAACUGAAGGCAAAGCUUCAUACGGAUGAUGAUUUAAAUUGGCUAGAUCACAGCCGAACGUUUAGAGAACAAGGAGUCGAUGAAAAUGAAACGCUACUGUUGAGACGAAAGUUCUUUUAUUCAGAUCAGAAUGUGGAUUCAAGAGAUCCUGUUCAGCUUAAUUUGCUUUAUGUUCAGGCUCGUGACGACAUUCUGAAUGGUUCCCACCCUGUCUCCUUUGAGAAGGCCUGCGAGUUUGGAGGCUUUCAAGCACAGAUCCAGUUUGGACCUCAUGUAGAACACAAACAUAAACCUGGAUUUUUAGACCUAAAAGAAUUCCUGCCAAAAGAAUAUACCAAACAAAGAGGGGCUGAAAAGAGAAUAUUUCAGGAGCACAAAAACUGUGGUGAGAUGACUGAAAUAGAAGCCAAAGUGAAGUAUGUGAAGCUAGCCCGUUCCCUGCGGACCUAUGGAGUGUCAUUUUUUCUUGUUAAGGAAAAAAUGAAAGGCAAAAACAAGCUGGUUCCUCGUUUGCUGGGUGUCACCAAAGACUCAGUGAUGCGUGUGGAUGAGAAGACCAAGGAAGUGUUGCAGGAAUGGCCACUGACAACUGUGAAACGCUGGGCUGCCUCACCUAAAAGCUUCACUCUGGAUUUUGGUGAAUAUCAGGAAAGUUAUUACUCAGUACAGACCACUGAAGGAGAGCAGAUCUCUCAGUUAAUUGCAGGUUACAUUGAUAUCAUCCUAAAGAAGAAACAAAGUAAAGAUAGAUUUGGGCUUGAAGGUGAUGAGGAAUCAACCAUGUUGGAAGAGUCUGUUUCACCUAAGAAAUCUACCAUCUUGCAACAGCAGUUCAACCGAACAGGGAAGGUGGAACAUGGCUCUGUGGCACUACCAGCUGUUAUGCGUUCAGGGUCCAGUGGCCCAGAGACUUUCAACAUUGGCAUCAUGCCUUCGCCCCAGCAACAAGUCACAAUUGGUCAGAUGCAUAGAGGACAUAUGCCCCCACUUACCUCGGCCCAGCAGGCCCUGAUGGGGACUAUCAAUACCAGUAUGCAUGCUGUUCAACAGGCGCAAGCCGACCUCAGCGAAGUUGAUAACCUGCCACCUCUAGGGCAGGACAUGGCAUCAAGAGUAUGGGUUCAGAACAAGGUUGAUGAAUCAAAACAUGAAAUACACUCUCAGGUUGAUGCGAUCACUGCAGGAACUGCAUCUGUUGUUAACCUUACAGCAGGGGACCCAGUUGACACUGAUUACACUGCUGUGGGAUGUGCAAUUACAACCAUCUCUUCCAACCUCACUGAGAUGUCUAAAGGUGUGAAACUCCUUGCUGCUCUCAUGGAUGAUGAAGUUGGAAGUGGAGAAGACCUGCUGAAAGCUGCUAGAACAUUGGCCAGUGCUGUCUCAGACUUGCUGAAGGCUGUGCAACCUACUUCAGGAGAGCCUCGACAGACAGUUUUGACUGCAGCUGGAAGCAUUGGGCAAGCAAGUGGGGAGCUACUGAAACAAAUUGGAGAGAAUGAAACAGAUGAAAGGUUCCAGGAUGUUCUGAUGAGUCUGGCCAAAGCUGUUGCAAAUGCUGCUGCCAUGUUAGUGCUGAAGGCCAAGAAUGUGGCACAGGUCGCUGAGGAUACAGUCCUGCAGAACAGGGUCAUCGCUGCUGCUACACAGUGUGCACUGUCUACUUCCCAGCUUGUGGCUUGUGCGAAGGUUGUGAGUCCCACCAUCAGCUCUCCAGUGUGUCAGGAACAGCUGAUCGAGGCAGGGAAACUGGUAGACCGUUCAGUGGAGAACUGUGUAAGGGCCUGCCAGGCUGCCACAGAUGACACUGAGUUACUGAAGCAGGUCAGUGCAGCUGCCAGCAUUGUCAGCCAAGCCCUGAAUGACCUCCUGCAGCAUGUCCGCCAGUUUGCGAGCAGGGGAGAGCCCAUUGGACGCUAUGACCAGGCUACGGAUACCAUCAUGUGUGUCACAGAGAGUAUUUUCAGUUCGAUGGGAGAUGCUGGUGAAAUGGUACGGCAGGCUAGGGUGCUGGCUCAAGCCACUUCUGAUCUCGUCAAUGCUAUGAGGUCAGAUGCCGAAGCAGAAAUCGACAUGGACAACUCUAAGAAGCUUCUGGCUGCUGCAAAGCUUCUGGCAGAUUCUACAGCCCGCAUGGUUGAAGCUGCAAAGGGAGCUGCAGCCAAUCCUGAAAAUGAGGAUCAGCAGCAGCGUCUGAGAGAAGCAGCAGAGGGACUGCGGGUUGCUACAAAUGCUGCUGCACAGAAUGCCAUCAAGAAGAAAAUUGUCAACAGAUUAGAGAUUGCAGCGAAACAAGCCGCAGCUGCUGCUACUCAGACAAUUGCAGCUUCUCAGAAUGCAGCUGUCUCAAAUAAGAACACAGCAGCCCACCAGCAGCUUGUGCAGAGCUGUAAGAAUGUUGCAGACCACAUUCCUCAGUUGGUGCAGGGUGUAAGAGGAAGUCAAGCUCAGGCAGAAGACCUCAGUGCCCAGCUUGCUUUAAUAAAUUCCAGCCAGAAUUUCCUUCAGCCUGGAAGUAAAAUGGUGGCAUCUGCUAAAGCUGCAGUCCCCACUGUGACUGAUCAAGCAGCAGCAAUGCAGCUAAGUCAGUGUGCGAAGAAUCUUGCUACCAGCUUAGCUGAGCUACGAACUGCCUCCCAGAAGGCUCAUGAAGCAUGUGGCCCGAUGGAAAUCGAUUCUGCUUUGAAUACAGUACAGACACUCAAAAAUGAACUGCAAGAUGCGAAGAUGGCAGCUGUGGAUGGACAGUUAAAACCUCUUCCAGGAGAAACUCUUGAGAAAUGUGCUCAGGACCUGGGAAGUACAUCCAAAGCGGUCGGUUCGUCAAUGGCCCAGUUGUUAACUUGUGCUGCUCAAGGCAACGAGCACUACACAG